AUAUUAUGUGAGCCUGUGCCGGUUGUGUUCCAGCACAGGAUAAAUCGUAGUGACGCUUGGGGUGUUGCGUGAGUUUAACGUCAGCUGCGAAAUGGGAGGUGCAAGCUCUUCACUAUUUAAAAAAAAUAUAUAAAAAUGAAACCUGGUAGGUAAUCGGAUUAGGAGUUGAGUUUGGUUCAAAUGGGAGAUUCUGACCGCAGGCUUUGCACUCGAGCACCAGUGACCUUCCACAGCUGACUUCCUCGCCCACUGAGAGUAAGGGAACCUCUGGAGAAGCAGCCAAAAUGCCUGUGGAUCUGAACGGAUACUGGAAAAUGAUCUCCAAUGACAAUUUUGAGGAGUACCUCAAGGCUCUCGAUGUUCACGUUGCCAUCAGAAAAAUUGCCACUUUGCACAUCGUCACGAUCAUCAUCAUCAAAACCCUCAGCACCUACAAACACUACAACACGGAUUUCUAUGUGGCCAAAGAGUUCGAGGAGGAUCUGCCGGGGGUGGGUGACAGGAAGUGUAUGACCACCAUCACCUGGGAAGGAGAUAAGCUGGUGUGUGUGCAGAAAGGAGAAAUUGAAGGAAGAGGCUGGACCCACUGGGUGGACGGAGACGAGCUUCAUCUGGAGCUUCGAGCUGGAGGAGUCGUCUCCAAGCAGGUCUUCAAGAAGUCGUAAAGUGUCUCCUAUAUCCGACGAGACGGUACCCCCUCAGCUGACGUAGCAUCCGGCAUCCUAUUUAGUCUUUUCAAGCACUCAUCCACGUUCCCACGCCCCUAUAUAAUUUUCUGCCAUGAUAUUCCGUCACUAAUCAAACGUUGACUGGAUCUUCCAGCUCAAAAAAGCAAGGUAGCAUGCAUAUCGUGUAACGUUCCCAACUGGUUCAGGACAGCUGCUACUUUGAUCAAUUUAUCGAUAUGCAUUAGACGUACGCAUGCGGUUAAGUGUAGCUUAUCAGAGGGGCAGACCGCACUGAUGGAUCUGGAUGCAAAGACGUUGAGUAGAGUUGAGGGGUGCGGGUGUCUCUAGUAAGGAUGGCUUCCCCUGCAGUUACAGUGUGUGUAAAUAAAUUAUAUCUCUCCCAAUCCCUUGUUUUGGGACCCUGUCACUGAUUGUAAAAUUAAUCAAUCAAAAAAAUAAAACAAUGUCCAACUCUC
Messenger RNA from Phycodurus eques (leafy seadragon), 1144 nucleotides. It is a transcript of the gene rbp1.1, whose product is annotated as retinol binding protein 1, cellular, tandem duplicate 1. Gene Ontology annotation, cellular component: nucleus; cytosol. NCBI's taxonomy places the organism in Eukaryota, Metazoa, Chordata, Actinopteri, Syngnathiformes, Syngnathidae. Gene Ontology annotation, biological process: fatty acid transport. The record is from RefSeq and is a predicted model, not a curated record. Gene Ontology annotation, molecular function: fatty acid binding.